GCGGCGGGGUUCUGCGGGCCGUCCGGUAGGGCCGGCGUCUGGCUGCCCCGUCCAGUUCGGUCCCGGGCAGAGCAAGACAGCGCGGCCUGAGGGAGUCCUGCCUCGGCGCCUGCCCGCCCUUCUCCCGGGCGUCGGCGCCGUUCCGGGGCGGCGACCCGGCCAGCGGCUGCCAGUCCCGGCACUCCCCUUCUCCUCCCUGGGCUGGGCUUCGCGGCCGGGCGCUGCCGCUACUUCUGCGUUGGCCGUUUUCUGUUUGUCUGGCGUGCCGUUGGCCAGGCGACUUCAAAGUCCUAUGCGGUCGGGCGCAAAUUCUCUCGGUUAGUGGGCCCGACCGCCCCGCACUGUCCAGGGAGCUACGGGGGGGUAAGUGCCUCUCUGGGAGUCACAUUUCCAGUGGAAAGGAGACUCCUGUUUCACUUUCUUGGUGUCAUAUUUCGGUUCCGUACACACAAACCACUGCCCUCUUCCCCUGAGGCUCCCCACUCUUCUCACGGUGGCUGUCACUGAGCUUUCCCUGCGUUUUCUCAAGGUCUAUCUAAGCGCGUUGUGUGUGUCUGAAGAAGGGAAAACUUGCAGUCUCACGUAGAUUUAAUUUUUUUCCCUUUUAGGGCGUGUGGGUACCUUAGCUGCCCUCCUUUUGGGUUUUUGUUUAUAAAAUUGGAAAAAACAAUAGAAGAAAUCGCGCUUCCAAUUAGUCAUUUUUUGACCCUGCUUCUCAACUCCAUUACACUCAACAGUGUUACCAUUUAACGUGCCAGUGUGCUUACUACGUGGUAGAGAGACCUGUGUCUCCGUCCAGACUUUUGAAUAUCUUAAACUUUUACAAUGUGUGAGCUUACCUGCGGGCUAUGGUUAUAUUUAAGGUUAGUUACUGAGGGCUUGCUGUGCAGCAGGCGCUGUUCUAAGUGCUGUAUGUAUUUUAGCUUACUUACUGCUCAUUAUCCUAUUAGGUACUUCAUGUUUUUGGAGGAGAAAACUGAAACUCAGACGUUAACUUGCUUGAGGUCACAUACCUACGAUAUGUGGAUCCUGUAUGCAGUGAAUACAGAAUUUAAAGUUAGCCUCUAAUCUUUCUGAAGAAAGGUGUAAAGAUGGAUAGGGAAUUGGUUGUCUAAAAUGUUAUUUUAAAUUUCCCCAUUCAGGAAGCACCUACUCUGAGAAGGUCUUUUCUGGGUAGGGGGCUAUAGUGAGAAGGGCAGGUUUUUUAGUUUAUCGGUCAUCAGCACAUUCUGACCUUGAACUCUUUCUGGAAGAGCCUGUUGAUAAGAUACUAAAUAUCAACCUUGCUAGCUAGCUAGAUUGUGCUUUUCCUAUUCACUACUCUCAAUGCAACACGAAACUCAGGUCACCAAAAUGUGUGUGGAUUUCUCCCCACCAGCAACCAAUCAAUUCUGCAACAGACACCAACAAGUUGGGUGUCCUCUAAUUCAGUUAAAUUCAAUUCUGACGCUAUCACCUGGAGAUAGCAUCAGAUCCUAUAGGUUAAGGGCUCAGUCCCACAAGACUGCCUCAUCACCCCCAUUUCAGAAGCCAGUUGCAAGUCCAGGCCUCCAGAACUUCUGACAGACCAGCUAUAAAUUGGAUUUCCCAUGACCCCCUCCUUGGCUUUGAUUAAUUUUCUAUGGCAAUUCGCAGAACCCAGGGAAACACUUUAUGUUUACCAGUUUAUUGUAAAGGAUAUUACAAAGAAGAUGAGCAGCCAGAUGGAAGAAAUGCAUAGGGGGAGGGGGGAGGGGCUUCCAUGCCCUCUCUGAGCAUGCCACCCUCCAGGAACCUACACCGGUUCUGCUAUCUGAAAGCCCCUUAUCCCCCAAUUCAGUCCUUUUGGGUGUUUAUGAAAGCUUCAGUAUGUAGACAUGCUUGAUUAAAUCACCGGCCACUGAUGAUCAAGGUAACCUUCAGUUCCCUACCCCCUCCCUGCAAGUUGGAUGGGACUGAAAGUCCCAGCCCUUUAAUCAUGGCUUGAUCUUUCUGGUGACCAGCGCCCAUCCUGAAACUAGGGGCCUCCGGCCAUCAGUCGACUAAAGCAUUCAUCGCUCAGAAGAUUCCUACGAUUUUAGGAACUGUAUGUCAUGAAAUUCAGGUGAAGAUCAAGUAUGUAUUUCAAAAUGUCACGAUUAUUAUUGUAGAAUACAAUGCCUUGAUAUUUGCCUUUUCUAGCAAACCAAGAUUUUAAUAACUACCCUAUGGGACUGCAUAGAGGCGUAUAUAGGAUGAUGGCAAGCAAUUUAGAAGGGAAAAAAGAAAAAACCACAUCAGAAGAAUGUUAUCAAGACCCUUGGAGGCGAUAACUUCUUGUCCAGGAUUUCCACCUGUGUUUGUGCAAAUGGGGCUUGACAGUAGUUGAAAACAGGAACGAGAAGACUGCCUCUUUCAGGCAGAUCCCUGAAACUGAAAGUCAUUUAAAUCCUGCCUCUUGCUCACUAAAUCCUGUAGUCCAAACCCUAAGUCUUGGCUACCUUACCUUCUCAAAUGGCUAUUCUUUCUUGCUUGCUGCCUCAGACUGGUGGCCAAGGCCAACACUUUUAGACCUUGCUUAAUCCCUAAUUUCACCUAGCAGUGAAGGUCUAUGCUUUUCAGACUUUUGAAACAGGAAUUCAAGACACUAAAACUUGUGCUAAUAGUGGUUUUGGGUUGGGGCUUUCCACAGCUGAUGACACUGGAAAAAUCUACAGACCCUAGAUCGAGGCUCAGCUGUUCACCACAAAUGUAGUUGAGGUCUUUUGGCUUUUAUUUUAGCUGCUUGUUUCUGUUUGUUGUUCGUAUAAUUGCUGUCUCCGCAAAAGCAGUGAAUGGAGAAUUCUCCGUAAGGUCAGCAUUUAAUUAUUGCCUUGUUCUGGCUGCUACGGUAUUACAACUCUUGGAAUAAUAUAGCAUCGAUCCUACUAUUAAAGUUGCCUGGAGCAUGCCAGCACGUCGGACAUCGGUGUUCCAGUGACUGCCUCAGUCAUUGAAUCGAGUGGGAGGCUCGUUUUGCAGUUUACUAUCUUCGUGAGCGGCGGCCAAGGCGCGGGACCCAUCCGAUGACUAGAUUGGGUCCUACCCCCGUCCGUCAUUGGAAGACUGGGCACCGAGGGUUUUGCAGUACGAUUUGGAAGCUGAGCACCGCCUCUGAAAACGAUAGUGACAGGGCGGUGAGGAGAAACUGCAUUUUGCUCCUCAUUGGGUAGCUGCUCUGUCAGUCAUGCUCUGCUCCCGUUGGUGUGAAGGCUCCGGGCGGGUAGCAUGGACACAGUACUGCCCCCCUCCAAGCUGGGAUCCAGGCGAGUGACGUCUCAGACAUUUGUUGUUGGGGUUUGGGCCUCAUUAAUUAUUCAUCAGGUGCUUGAGAGGGCUGCACCGAUUGGUGGCUGAGAGGCCUGGUCGAUUGUUUCUUAGCUGGAGAUACGUGUCGCCCCGUGCGGGGCUGGAGAAACUUCGCAUAAAUUAUUCCGAUACGGGAGGGGCGGAGCCACGCAUAGAUUAGUUAAAUGAGCCAGGGAGGGAGGGAAGCCGGCUGCGAAUUAGCCUAAGUUAUUAAAGAUGGCGGCGGAGCGGAGUCGCUCCCCGAUGGACUCGCCGGUUCCGGCCUCAAUGUUCGCCCCCGAGCCCAGCUCCCCGGGGGCGGCCAGGGCCGCGGCGGCCGCCGCCCGACUCCACGGCGGCUUCGACUCGGACUGCAGCGAGGACGGCGAGGCGCUCAACGGCGAGCCAGAGCUGGACCUCACCAGCAAGCUGGUUCUAGUGAGCCCUACAUCAGAGCAGUAUGACAGCCUACUUCGGCAGAUGUGGGAGAGGAUGGACGAGGGAUGCGGAGAGACCAUAUAUGUCAUUGGGCAGGGAUCAGAUGGGACUGAGUAUGGGCUGAGUGAAGCUGACAUGGAGGCCUCCUAUGCCACAGUGAAGAGCAUGGCGGAACAGAUAGAGGCCGAUGUCAUCCUUCUGCGGGAACGUCAAGAAGCUGGGGGCCGGGUGCGUGAUUACCUGGUCCGGAAACGAGUCGGAGACAAUGACUUCCUGGAGGUCAGGGUAGCAGUAGUGGGCAACGUGGAUGCCGGCAAAAGCACUCUUCUGGGGGUCCUGACACAUGGGGAGCUGGACAACGGCCGAGGCUUUGCCCGCCAGAAACUCUUCCGCCACAAACAUGAGAUUGAAUCUGGGCGUACUAGCAGCGUGGGCAACGACAUUCUGGGCUUUGACAGCGAAGGCAAUGUGGUGAACAAGCCCGACAGCCACGGUGGCAGCCUGGAGUGGACAAAGAUUUGUGAGAAGUCCACUAAGGUUAUUACCUUCAUUGACUUGGCUGGCCACGAGAAGUACCUGAAGACCACUGUCUUUGGCAUGACUGGCCAUUUGCCUGACUUCUGCAUGCUCAUGGUGGGCAGCAAUGCUGGCAUCGUGGGGAUGACCAAGGAGCACUUGGGCUUGGCACUGGCACUCAAUGUACCUGUCUUUGUGGUAGUCACCAAGAUUGACAUGUGUCCUGCCAACAUCCUGCAAGAAACCCUGAAGCUGUUACAGCGCCUGCUGAAGUCACCAGGCUGCCGGAAGAUCCCUGUGCUGGUGCAGAGCAAGGACGAUGUGAUUGUUACAGCCUCCAACUUCAGCUCUGAGAGGAUGUGCCCGAUAUUCCAGAUCUCCAACGUUACAGGCGAGAACCUAGAUCUGCUGAAGAUGUUCCUCAACCUCCUCUCCCCCCGCACCAGCUACAGGGAGGAAGAGCCUGCUGAGUUUCAGAUUGAUGACACCUACUCUGUCCCCGGCGUGGGGACGGUGGUGUCAGGGACAACACUGAGGGGCCUGAUCAAGCUGAAUGACACACUGCUGCUGGGCCCAGAUCCCCUGGGUAAUUUCCUGUCCAUUGCUGUCAAAUCGAUCCAUCGCAAGCGCAUGCCUGUGAAGGAGGUGCGGGGAGGCCAGACGGCAUCUUUCGCGCUGAAGAAGAUCAAGCGAUCGUCCAUCCGGAAGGGCAUGGUGAUGGUUUCCCCACGCUUGAAUCCCCAAGCCUCCUGGGAGUUUGAGGCUGAGAUUCUCGUCCUCCACCACCCCACCACGAUUAGCCCGCGCUACCAGGCCAUGGUGCAUUGUGGGAGCAUCAGGCAGACGGCCACCAUUCUGAGCAUGGACAAGGACUGUCUGCGUACCGGGGACAAGGCCACUGUACACUUCCGCUUCAUCAAGACUCCGGAGUACCUGCACAUAGACCAGCGGCUGGUGUUCCGGGAAGGCCGCACCAAGGCUGUUGGCACCAUCACUAAGCUCCUCCAGACCACCAACAACUCCCCGAUGAACUCCAAGCCCCAGCAGAUUAAAAUGCAGUCGACGAAAAAGGGCCACCUGACCAAACGAGAAGAGGGGGGCCUGUCCAGUGGGCCGGCAGUAGGAGGACCCCCACCUGGAGAUGAAGCGUCCUCUCUAGGGGCUAUGCAGCCAGCUGCGUCCAGUAGUCUCCAGCCGCAGCCUAAGUCCAGCAGCGGGGGCCGGCGACGAGGGGGCCAGCGCCACAAGGUGAAGUCCCAGGGGGCCUGUGUGACGCCUGCCAGUGGAUGCUGAAUCUUACCCAGCCCACCCCCACCACCCAAGGGGUCCUCACACUCUGGCCACUGUUCCACCAGAAGGACAGAGCAGCUCUGACUGCCACCCACUCUCCCCCAGGGCCACAGCCAGAGCCUCCACGUUACCCCAGCCCCAUUUUCCAGGGGCGUGUAAUUUAUGAGCUGAGGAAGAUGGCCAGACUCCCAGAGGACUGACCAUCUCCCACCCUCUUCCCUGCCUUCUUCCUCACUCACAUGUUUUUUGUACAUCUGGGCCCUUAGUUUUUAUUCUGUUUAUUAUAUGUCUCUGUCUCUGUCUAUUCAGUGUGUGUGUGUGUGUGUGUGUGUGUGUGUGUGUGGCACAGGAGUGCCACCGCCAGGGCCCUGUCAGUCUCUCUCCUUUUCUCCUCCAUGGCUGCCCAGCUGCCCGCCUGCCUGUGUGUCUCUGUGAGAAUCCUUAGGGCCGUGAGGGGACGUCAGGAGCUGAAAGAGCCCAGCUUUCCUGUCUCACUGCUCCUCUCGGCACUCAGAAGUCCCUUCCAUGGAGCCAGACUAGGCAGAGGGGCUUCUGGGAUUCAGUGCUGCUGCCAGAGCAGGGAGUCUCCCAUUAGGACUUGGGGAUUUUAGCAGGGAGAAAGCGAUGGCUUCCCCUUUUCUCUGUCUCCCUCUUUUUCCCUUUAAGCCCCCAAACAGGUAAUGCCAAAAGCUCUCCUGUUGUGACCUGUAGAUGUGUGGAGCGCAGUGGCAGCAGGAUUGUAGGACUCUCCCUGCUCCAGACUCUGACCCUUGCCACUGACCCAAAGACAUCUGGUGGGUUUUCCCCAUGGAGACAAUCCUGUUUGCCUGGGCUGGCCCCGGCUACUCCCGGCUGCCAAUCUGCUUGGCCUGGAGCCUCCCUCCAUGCCCAGGAGCCACCCUCUGUGGACUUCGGCUUUUCGUUGGGCCUCGGGCACCGGUUACUAAAUUGAGGUCUGGGUCUGCUCAGGAUCAUGUCUUCUAGCACCUCCUGUUCCUGGGGUGGAGGGGUGUUCCUCUGAGCCAGGCUGGGACUGGAACCCCUCCUUCCCUGCCACAUGGCCCUUAACACAGCUACUACAGGAACACAGCAGUAAAGGGCCUGAGCCCCAGGUUUGGAAGCCCCGAUUGGGGUGCAGGGUUAGGCAGGUAGAGGUUAAUGAAAAAGACUCCUCCAGGCUCAGCACAGAGCAUUUAGCCUUCUGGAAGAGCUCUUACGUGGGUGGCAGGUGGAGUUUUGCAGGCCACAGGUGGUGACAGGUGCCCCAGCCAGCCUUGACUCAGCUCUGCACUGAAGCCCUUGGUGUAGGGUGGGCUGAUGAGUGGGGGGUGUUCCUUCUCUAGCCGGGGCAGACACCCAGCUGGCUGGGUCCUUGCUCAGCCUCGCCUCCUUCCUGUCCCCAACCUUCUUUCCUCCUGCUUCCCGACUGCUGGUCCCAUGUCCUCCCCUCCUUCCAACUGUUUCUAGUUACCACCGACCCAUGGCCAUGGACUGAUCAGACCAGCAUCAAAAUAAAAAUUUGUUCCAAGGUGACAGUGUCGUGUUCCCUGCCCAGCCCCUCCAGGUGGAGGUGCUGCCAUGGGAACGCUGUUGCUCUGCCUGCCCUCCAGCCCCUGGCAGCAGCUGGGAGCAGGGCAGGGCUGCGAGGAGCCCAGCUGCCUGGUCAGGCAGGUGUGGCUUCCAAGUUAGGGCUCCUCCACCAGCUGUGUGACACAGGGCAAGUUACCAACUUUCUCUGAACCUCAGUUUCCUCAUCUAAAGCAAGAAGCAAAUCCCAACAUCAGGGCUCUACAAAUUCAGUGAGAGAAUGUAGGUGAGGCCUUGGCAUGCCCCGCAUGUGGGAGGUGCUUGCUCAGUGCGUGGCUCACCACACUGUUAAGCACCCAUGCCAACUCUGCACCCUGGGUGGGCUUGAAAGGGGAGACAUGGCACUAAUGUGUCUGCUGCAGCUAGGACUGCCAGGGGGUCUCACGCUUCAUGUUCUUUGACAUUCAUAGCUACCAUCUCUGAGGUAGAUGUCAUUAAUUCUGUUUUUCUAGUUAAGGAAACUGAAGCUCAGAGAGAAAUGUCACCAGCAGGUGUUAAUCUUGCACCAGCCUUGCCCCCACAGCUUUUCCCAGUCAGCCGCUCCGGCUUGUCCUCUGGCCCUUACCCGUCCCUUGUCUAAUGGCUGCUUCCCUCUUGCCCUUCGCUCCAGCUCUGGCUCCGUGUACAGGCGCUGCUGGCCGCUGGUGCCUUCGUAACAGGAGGCCUCCCGCGUGCAGUGCCCCGGCACGGCAGCGGGUGUGGAGUGCGUGUUUCCACAGGACUUAGCCAUGGCGGAACCUCAUUUUGUUUGAACUCUUUUGCCCCUGUAAGUGGCAGUGGUUGCUAAAACCAUUCUUUGCAUUCAGGAGCUCUGGCCACCACCCUGGCUUCUGCCCCCAGACAUGCAGGAGGGUGGGUCUGGGUCUGUAUAGUCACCAAGUGCAUACCAGGCCAGCAGGGGGCUGACUGUAUCCAGUGUUGACAGGGACAACAAAGGUCCCUAGAGGUCUCAGCCCUCCCGACUAUCCAUUUGGAACAAAACACCAGCCCUUUUGUAGUUGAAGAAUAAAAUUAAUCCAAUUAUCUCGAA
Lemur catta (Ring-tailed lemur) is the source of this 8146-nucleotide messenger RNA. RefSeq names its product GTP binding protein 1 (gene GTPBP1). Gene Ontology annotation, biological process: translational elongation. NCBI's taxonomy places the organism in Eukaryota, Metazoa, Chordata, Mammalia, Primates, Lemuridae. The coding region runs from base 3523 to 5532 and encodes 669 amino acids. The transcript has 12 exons. The record is from RefSeq and is a predicted model, not a curated record. Gene Ontology annotation, molecular function: GTP binding; translation elongation factor activity; GTPase activity.